Messenger RNA from Batrachochytrium dendrobatidis JAM81, 2271 nucleotides. RefSeq lists its product as uncharacterized. The record is from RefSeq and is a predicted model, not a curated record. The coding region runs from base 1 to 2271 and encodes 756 amino acids. NCBI's taxonomy places the organism in Eukaryota, Fungi, Chytridiomycota, Chytridiomycetes, Rhizophydiales. The transcript is spliced from 8 exons. Gene Ontology annotation, cellular component: nucleus. Gene Ontology annotation, biological process: chromatin organization.
AUGGGGUCCAUGGACAUCAUUCAAACAAAUACUGCCAAUAAUGUACUUAAAAAACCUUCUACAAAGCAGAAAAAGGCUCAAUCACAGACCAAUUCAAAGACUGGUCAAACCAUUGACUUGGAUGCAGAUGCCAUGUCUGAUGUUGAAAGUUCUGCCAUGAUGACUACGGUCGAUAGCAGUGCAACUGCCAUGAAAUCUGCUGCUGUUCCAAUGAUAUGGCGCAAUGUCAUCCAAUCUGUACGAAUUACUAUUCCUUUGAAUCUGCCAAAUACCGAACUCAAUCUGUUCAACUAUCCUGAACUGGUUCGACGGCAUUCUGAAAAGGUGCAAUCUGAAUCAGUAUCCACUGCAUCUGGUUGCAAUCCUACACAUGAGUCUGUGCAGUGCGUUUCUCCUAUAUCUUCAACUGUUCUCUUGCAGGAUUUAGUGCCUGCUGUCGAUACCACUACUGCGUCCGUUCCAACUAAAGGUCUCGGAACUUCUUCCAAAAAGACUGUCGAAAAGAGCAAAAAACCUGUUAAAAAAACUACCAAUGUUGCCGACGCAGAGUGCAAUUACGACUUGGAAGACGACUUUAUUGACGAUAGCGAAAUGUUUACCGAUGCCAUGGAGGGCGUCGAGGAAGUACCAGAGUGGGAUUUUGGAUAUUUUGUUUGGCAUGGAUCUGUAGAAAACUUUUUUGACGAGCAAAAACUUAAACCCAAACAACCUAAAAACAAGGAACGUCCUGGAUCAAGUGUCGCAUCUGCAAUCGUUACACGGAAAGAAUUUCCUAAAGAUGCACCAGCUACCACUACAGAAAAACCAACUCCUAAACAAACCAAACCUGGUGUAUCUGCAAAAUCUGCAGGUGAUGCUACUGCCAAUACACCCGUGACAAAAUCUAAUAAAUCUACUGCAAAAUCUACCACUGCUUCCACUGACGAAUCCUCUGCAAAAUCUACUAAUAAAUCUACUGCAAAAUCUACCGUCGCUUCCACUGACGAAUCCUCUACAAAAUCUUCUCCAACACAUGAUACACUCAAAGGUUCUUCCAAGAAAUCAUCUGCAGUUUCUGCAUCCAAGAAUAGCGAAAACAAGGGAUCUAAAUCUGACGCUGCCAGUUUAUCUGCUCCAUCCGCUGCAAAAAUACAUGCACAUGAAUCAAACUUUAAAUCCUCUUUUUCUACCCCUACUCCUGUCUCAAACGGAGCUUCAAAAAUGGUUAUAGACGAAGAUGGGUUUCCUGCAUCGGUUGUAGAAAAAAUUAAAAAUAUUCAAACUAUAGCAGCAUCCAAAACAUUUCAGGACAAGAAUCAAUUUCCAGGAAGUCUUGUUGCUCCGCUGCGAGAUUGUGUUUGGGAGGCAAUGGAACAUCAGAUUCAUGAUACCCCAUUGUAUAAUCGAUUGGCAUCCAUUCUGCCUUAUAACGUUACAAUUUUAAAGAAAAUUGUAGUCAAGCUUAUUUUCCCCGAGAGAUUACGAGUCGUCAAAGAGCAAGUACGAAACCUAUAUACUACUAUGAAAAACAGUAUCGAAGCUUCAGUUACAGCUCAACGAAAAGCUGAUGAGAAUGCUUUAUCCCAAUCUUCUCAAGCACCUUCCAACGUUGACGAUGAUAGCAAACCCAAGUUUAAAUGGGAAGAUGAGAUUCGUGUCCUAAUGUGGAAUAUAUUAUGUUUUGAAUGGGAACUGGCAGACUUGGAUAAUAUCAGCAACACGUUAAACAAUGAGAAACCACGGUUUAUUGAAAGCACUGUGCGUCGAGCUGUAUAUGGAAAGAUGUGUUCAUUUUGGCCCAAUUCAUGGAUGGACACAAACUUGCUUUCCCGCGAAUACAGUCAAUGGAAAAAGCGAGUGCAUCGUUUAUGUGCACGAGCAGAUGUAGGAGAAGACAUUGAAGUAGCAGGAUUAAAAGUACGGCGUGAUCCAUUUGCAAGACCGACUUACAAUCGCAAAAGUUUGAUCAAAGGAGGCACACCUCAAUCACCUCAAUCUGCACAAACUUUACAACAAUCUGCAACUCAACCACCGCCUUCAACGCCCACACCUGGUUCAGGACACGAAUCCCUUUCAUUAUCAGUCCUGUCAAAUGAAAAACAAACUGAUACGGUUGCUGAUUCAUCCACUUUGACUACCGUUUCACCAUCCGACAAGGCAUCACAGAGCGUAUCCAACCAUUUUAAACAACUUGGUACAGGGUCAAAUGAUCGCAAACGGUCAUGGCCCGAAACACAUUCUGUAGAUGGCAAGAAAUCAAAAACACUAUCGGAUGUCAUUGUGCUGGAAUAA